AUGAAGUCAACAGUAAGAUUCACAAUAGCGAACCUGUGCGUGACGGCUAUCUGGUUGCUGUCGGUUGGUCCAUCACAGGGCGAUGAGUGUGUCAGUACGAAGCGUGAUCGGCACCGAACGAUCAUGGAGGAGUACCGCCAUUCGCCGAACUGGAAUGGCUACCUUACGGAGGACACGCUCAACCUGCGCAACAACGAAACGGAGGUGGAUCUCUCGCGCCAAGGCUUCAAAGAGGUUCACUGGCAUUUGAGCAGCUUCGUCGGGGAAGGGUACGAGAUAUUUGAGCUGAAUCUAGCGUUCAACAACUUCGAGGAACUGAACGAGCUGACGUUCCUAAAGUUCUACUCGCUGGAAACGCUCAACCUCUCCAACAACCGGUUGGAGUCGGUCAACAACCUUACGUUUGGUUCGUUGAUACGUCUGGUCGAGCUGGAUCUGUCCUUUAACCUGAUCCACACACUCGAGCGGCAAGCUUUCGAUCGGCUGUACGCCCUGGAGUCGUUGAGCCUGCGGGAGAACUGCUUGAUUACCCUAGCGCCCAACCAAUUCCACUUCAACGAUCAUCUGUCAGCGGUACUGUUGGAUCACAAUCAGCUAUCGUUCCUGCCGUCGGUGCUGUUCGACCCGAUCACGAUGGUGGACGAGGUGUACGAGUUCGAUCUGUCGGAUAACAAUUUCCACCGGAUGCCGUACAUCGAGACGAAGGAGAUCGCACUGCUGAAGAUCGACAACAACCACAUCGAAACGCUCACGGUUAACAAAUCGUUCAAUGUGCGUGCAUUGCAGAUUCAGCACAACAACAUAUACGACGCGGAUCUGUUCAAGUUUAACCGGGCCGAACACAUCGACCUGUCGCACAACAACCUGGACAACAUUGUCGGUCUGCAUGAGAUGAACCAGCUCGAGUAUCUGGACCUUUCGUCGAACAAUGUGUCCAAGUUCGACUAUAACCUAAAGUACUCGAUCCGGAACAUUCCGAGCCUGGUGACGUUGCGGCUACAGAACUGUAGCCUUAGCGAGCACAACAUCCAGGGCCUGCUCGCAUCGGACUCCAUCCUGAAUCUCGACCUUUCACAAAACAACUUUGUGCGUUUGAAUGUGAGUGAACUGUCGCGGAUGCGCUCACUGCAGUAUCUGAGCCUGAACUUUAACUAUCUACGGGAGCUGAUCAAUUACGAGCGGUUGGGCCAAGAGUUCCCGUACCUCGAGCUCGUCUCGCUCUCGUUUAACCGCUGGAACUGCACAUACUACGAUCAGCUGAACGCGUACCUCAACCGCACGCACAUCCGUUCGACGAGUGAUCCACGUGAUUGCUACAUCAACGGUACGCACGUGACCGAUUCCUACGUUACGGAUACGUUCGAGCCCCAGUACACGAUGAACCACAUCAAGCGGGACAUGACGGUUUUGCGUAAUCUUGGCCGUAAUACGAUCUAUUUCAUGUACGCGCUGUACUCGACGAUCCGGGGCCAGGGCAAUCAGACCGUUCUGCACCAGCAGCAGCAGGACGAGGAACUGCGCGACCUAGAACGGGACGUGGACCGAUUGCUUGGCAUGCUUGCAUUUCUGGUAGCCAUCUUUGCUAGCGUGCUGGGCGUAGCCGUCGCCUACGGUGGAUGGCGGUUGUUCCGCAAAUGGCAACAUGACCGGGCGGUGAAAGUGGUGACGUACAAUAAGCGUGCGAACGAGUUCAGCAAUGGAGUCACGGUUAGCGAUGUUAUUCGGGACAACUCGGCAGCUUAA
Messenger RNA from Anopheles marshallii, 1743 nucleotides. RefSeq names its product toll-like receptor 13. The record is from RefSeq and is a predicted model, not a curated record. NCBI's taxonomy places the organism in Eukaryota, Metazoa, Arthropoda, Insecta, Diptera, Culicidae. Bases 1 to 1743 code for a protein of 580 amino acids. The transcript has 2 exons. Gene Ontology annotation, molecular function: protein binding.